AUGUCCCAGUUUUCUGGCUUUGGCGUAGAAGUCGAACUCAAGGAUGGAAAAAUCAUAUCUGGCACCGUGGCGAAGGCCAACGGCAAAUCGCUCACACUCUCUGACGUUAUUUUCAGCGACGGAGGAACGUCUCAAAUUUUCAAAGUGAAAGGCACUCGCUUGAAGGACUUGAAAGUGGUGUCUACACCCAAACAAACUAGCCCCACAGCGAAACCAGCAAAUAAACCCAGUCCCAAAAUUGAGACUCCUGCUGUAAAUGAUUGGCAGCACGACGAUGCUGCAGUUAUAAAAAAUCAAGAAGAUUUCGAUUUCCAAGAAAACCUACGCAUGUUUAACAAACAGGACGUAUUCGCCAAGCUCAAAGAGCAGGACCAAGUUGGACAAAAUGCACGUCUUGUAGCGCACAACAUACGGGAUAAGAAGAUAGAAACGGACGAGCUCGUUAUUCCAGACGCCAAACAGGAUAAUUGGGAUAGUUUGGAAGAGGACUCGACGCAUACAGAAUACCUGCCCAUCACAAAAUCCAUUAAUAUCACCCAUCUUUUGCAAACUGCUGGUGACACGGAAACUAAAAAUGACCCAAUGUUGACACAGCUACAGCGGGCUUUAAAGUCUCCUCGGUCCUCGUCAGUGUCUAAGGGUGCAGGGUUCGUAGCAGCAUCCACGGGUGUGGCAGUGCCCUGCGCAUCGCCUGUACAACUGUUAGAGAUUGAAAGGGUUUCCAGCGAGUCUUUCGGUUUCACUUCAAAGUUGGCAUUAGAGCACUGGGCAAUUCAUGCGUCGCAAUUUGUCAAGCAGAAACUAGGAGGUAGAGUGAGGUUACAUGUUCAAAACUCUAACCCACAGCCGUUGGUAAUUAUUCUUGCAGGUGACAACAGAUGUGGGGCACGCGGUUUGGCUUUGGGUAGAGCUCUUUGCCAAUCAUCUCUAGUUCGUGUCAUGGCGCUUUUCACAAAUACGCCUGAAGAUCCAGAGGUCAACGAGCAAUGGCAGCUAUUUCAAAAAUGCGGCGGUAAGACUGUUGAAUCUCUGCAGUCUUUGAAAUCAAGUUUGGAGAAACUCAACUCUCCGGUGGAAAUAGUGUUUGAUGCCAUGCAGGGCUUCGAUUCGAAUCUUCAGGAUAUCUGUUCAGAUGCUAGUGACGAAGGACGUUUAGAAGAUAUUAUAAGGUGGUGCAAUUCGCAGAAAUCUAUUUGGUCGUUGGACAUUCCUAGCGGUCUCGAUGCAGCGAGCGCAAUGCCCAAUUUUCUGGGUGUGCACGUCAACGCAACAACUGUGAUCUGUUUAUGCUGGCCAUUGACGGGGACAUACAAUUUAAAGACUCAACUAGUCGAUCGAGGACUUGAGAUUCAUUUGGUUGAUAUGGGGGUUCCUCAGGCUGUAUAUUCCAUGCGAACGUCGUUGCGGAAAUUUCAGGUUGCUGAUCUAUUCGUUGCCGAGGGUAUGGUACAGUUGAAUUAG
Messenger RNA from Lachancea lanzarotensis, 1461 nucleotides. RefSeq names its product LALA0S05e01068g1_1 (gene EDC3). The transcript has a single exon. Gene Ontology annotation, molecular function: mRNA binding. The record is from RefSeq and is a predicted model, not a curated record. The coding region runs from base 1 to 1461 and encodes 486 amino acids. NCBI's taxonomy places the organism in Eukaryota, Fungi, Ascomycota, Saccharomycetes, Saccharomycetales, Saccharomycetaceae. Gene Ontology annotation, biological process: deadenylation-independent decapping of nuclear-transcribed mRNA; P-body assembly. Gene Ontology annotation, cellular component: P-body.